UUUACCCUCGCUAGCUUUCGCUCUUCUCGACGCUCACUCUUUUGCGUCUUCUUCGUCACUCGUUUGAUCUACUCGCGCAGUCUCUGCCAGAGCCUUUUUGCGACAACGUACAUAUCCACAGCCCGAAAAUCUUUCAAUUGAACAAAUUGGAAUUACCGGCAACUCAUCGCAAUGAAGUUCAGCACUCUCGCCUCCUCUGUCCUGUGCCUGAUGGCCUCCCAGCUUGUCGCUGCGGAAACCGACACCACCAGUACCUCGACAGUGACCAACUAUGUCACCGCGACGCUGGUCCACGUCGACACCGUGACCUCUCCUAGCAGCGUGGCACCUUCGACUUCCUCGGUGUUCGUCACUCCGAGCAGCCACGCCGUCUCGAGCAGCCGGGUCGCCAGCAGCUCUGCCGCCGCCAGCUCCUCUGCGCCUGCCUCUUCGUUCGCCUCCGUCACCGUGACUUCCAGCACCCCCGCCGGCACCUCGGUUGCUGCUGCUACUUCCCCUGCCGUGGGUACUUCCGGAGCCGACGGCAUCGUCGCCAAGAUGCCUGCUGUGCUGGUUGCGGGAUCUAUGGCUCUGAUCCUGGGCGCGCUCUAAGUCAAUUCAGCGCUGCCGGCUUUGUCGCAUACUCUUCACGCGCUGGAACCUUGAGAGGAAUGGUUUCGACCAUGACUCGAUUU
This is a messenger RNA of Aspergillus neoniger CBS 115656, 674 nucleotides long. RefSeq lists its product as uncharacterized. The transcript has a single exon. NCBI's taxonomy places the organism in Eukaryota, Fungi, Ascomycota, Eurotiomycetes, Eurotiales, Aspergillaceae. Bases 172 to 591 code for a protein of 139 amino acids. The record is from RefSeq and is a predicted model, not a curated record.